Messenger RNA from Penicillium bovifimosum, 366 nucleotides. RefSeq lists its product as uncharacterized. The record is from RefSeq and is a predicted model, not a curated record. Bases 1 to 366 code for a protein of 121 amino acids. The transcript has a single exon. Lineage: Eukaryota; Fungi; Ascomycota; Eurotiomycetes; Eurotiales; Aspergillaceae.
AUGAAGGCCAACGAUGACUUCAAUUCGUUCUACGCGGAAUUCUCCCGUCUUGCUCUGGAGUCGAAGCGCGACGAGGAGCUGCAGAAGGAUGGUCUGUUCGAGAGACUCCCGUACCAGUUGCAGACGUUGGUGGCUGGAGAGGUGUACAAGGACGACGUGACCAUGCAAGAUUUUGUUGACUCCUGUCGACGCGGUGCGAUCGCCAUGACUCGCAUGCAACUCCCGAACCGCUUCAAAAAGUCGGAAUCAAGCACUCACCAGGCACCUGUGGAUUCCAGGCUUUCGACGCCUGCACCUAUGACCUCGGACCCUUGCGACGGACCUAUUUGCUUCCCUCGCCUGCGACCAACCACCCUCCAACCCUGA